Ceratina calcarata is the source of this 3692-nucleotide messenger RNA. RefSeq names its product chloride channel protein 3 (gene ClC-c). The record is from RefSeq and is a predicted model, not a curated record. Gene Ontology annotation, molecular function: voltage-gated chloride channel activity. The coding region runs from base 323 to 2827 and encodes 834 amino acids. Lineage: Eukaryota; Metazoa; Arthropoda; Insecta; Hymenoptera; Apidae. The transcript has 12 exons. Gene Ontology annotation, biological process: transmembrane transport; chloride transport. Gene Ontology annotation, cellular component: synaptic vesicle; early endosome; Golgi apparatus.
AAGAACGUAGAACGUAGGGUAAACGAGGAAGGGAGAACGAGAACGGUUUGACAAGUCCUUGCUCGUACACGACAUACGACGACACGACAGACAUACGAUUCUCCCCAGUUUCUCUCGGAUUGAAACGAGCCUUAUUCACAGUUUAGGUGUGCAAACCUUGUUCCGUGGCAAGUAAAUGACAUAAGCAAAUGUUGGAACGAUAAGGAGGAGAAAGGGAAUUGAUGAUUAGAAAGCUGAGGAGCAUUCUACUCGGAAAGAUGAUGUGCCAUGAAUUAUUCAUCAGCAUAAUCCGGAGACCAUACACCUCGAACAUGGGAAUGCCAUGGAGAAAUUUCCAUUGAAAGGUACGGCAUUAGCAAACAACACAAUAUCCCAAAACAGUCAUCAUUCGUUGACUACUUACCAAUCGGUCGAUAGAAAGGUAGAGAACUCGGAUGAUGUGUACUUCGUAGGAGAUGUACGCUCGCGAAAACGAACAAUAGCGCGCGAUACUAAUUUAAGCAGCGACGACGACAUGCUCGAAGUCAGUAACGUGGGCUCUCACGGCGAAAACGCCGCUCUUUCCGAACACAUACGUAUCGACGAUGCUUCCUCACAUAUUUCAGUCGAUUCUGAUGACAUCCCUGGGAUCGGACAAUACGAUGACUUCCACACGAUCGAUUGGCAACGGGACAUCGCCCGAGAUCGUAUGCGUCACCGAUAUAUCGUGAAGAAAAAGCACGAUUCCAUUUGGGGUCUGAUCAAGGGAGCUCACGAUGCUUGGUCCGGAUGGCUCUGCGUUUUAUUGGUCGGUCUCUUUACCGGAGUCGCGGCAGGUAUCAUAGAUAUCGGGGCUUCCUGGAUGACCGAUUUAAAAUUCGGUAUAUGUCCACAAGCGUUUUGGUUGAACAAAGAACAGUGUUGUUGGAGUUACAAUGAGACGACUUUCGACGGUGGGAAUUGUUCGCAGUGGCGAACGUGGCCAGAAGUGUUCAAUCAGUCGAAAGACGGUGCGGGCCCUUACAUGAUCUCUUAUAUGUUUUACAUUGCUUGGGCCUUGCUAUUCGCUUCACUCUCCGCCUCCUUAGUAAGGAUGUUCGCUCCAUACGCGUGCGGUUCCGGUAUUCCUGAGAUAAAGACGAUUUUAAGUGGAUUUAUUAUUCGCGGAUACUUAGGGAAGUGGACAUUGAUAAUCAAGUCAGUAGGUCUGAUCCUGUCGGUCUCGGCGGGUUUGAAUUUAGGCAAGGAGGGGCCGAUGGUUCACAUAGCUUGUUGUAUAGGAAAUAUAUUUUCUUAUCUCUUUCCAAAGUACGGUAGAAACGAGGCAAAGAAAAGAGAAAUUUUGUCGGCCGCAGCCGCCGCCGGUGUCUCGGUCGCUUUCGGUGCUCCGAUCGGAGGUGUACUUUUCAGUCUCGAAGAGGUGAGCUACUACUUUCCGUUGAAAACGUUGUGGAGGUCGUUUUUCUGUGCCCUGAUAGCCGCCUUCAUUUUACGAUCUAUAAACCCGUUCGGUAACGAGCACUCGGUACUCUUCUACGUGGAAUACAGUAAACCUUGGAUAUUCUUUGAACUGAUACCGUUCGUCAUGCUUGGAAUAAUCGGGGGCGUGAUUGCCACUUUGUUCAUCAAAGCGAAUCUCUUUUGGUGCCGGUACCGGAAAACUUCGAAAUUGGGUCAAUACCCGGUCACAGAAGUUCUGAUAGUGACGGUCGCCACCGCCGUUAUCGGGUAUCCAAAUCCGUACACAAGAAUGAGUACGAGCCAACUAAUUUAUUUAUUAUUCAGACAAUGCGGCGUAUCGAACGCAGACAUUUUAUGCGAUUACAAUAGAAACUUCACCGCUGUCAAGUCAGCGAUCGAGGUAGCAGCGGCCGGGCCAGGAGUCUACAAAGCUAUAUGGCUUCUGGUGUUAGCGUUAAUUCUGAAACUCGUCAUGACGAUAUUCACGUUCGGCAUGAAAGUACCUUGCGGACUGUUCAUCCCUUCGCUCUGCCUGGGGGCGAUCAUGGGUCGGAUCGUCGGGAUCGGGAUGGAGCAGCUCGCGUACAAUUACCCGCACAUUUGGAUAUUCAGUGAGGCGUGUUCGACUGGGGUCGAUUGUAUAACACCCGGGUUGUACGCGAUGGUCGGCGCUGCGGCCGUUCUCGGCGGCGUGACGAGAAUGACGGUCUCCCUCGUUGUGAUAAUGUUCGAACUGACCGGAGGAGUACGAUACAUCGUGCCGUUGAUGGCCGCUGCCAUGGCGAGCAAAUGGGUCGGCGAUGCCCUCGGGAAGCAGGGGAUUUACGAUGCCCACAUCGGCUUGAACGGGUACCCAUUCCUCGACAGCAAGGACGAGUUCCAACACACCACUCUCGCCGCUGACGUCAUGCAACCCAAGCGAAACGAAGCUCUUCACGUGCUCACUCAAGACUCGAUGACCGUCGAAGACGUCGAGAAUCUGUUGAAGGAAACGGAACACAACGGGUUCCCAGUCAUAGUCUCGAAACAGUCGCAGUACCUCGUCGGUUUCGUCCUACGCAGAGAUCUGAAUCUGGCGAUCGCCAACGCUAAACGUAUGUCGGACGAAAUUACCGGGCAAUCAUUGGUCCUGUUCACGAACGGAAACAACGUUCAAGCUCAUUCCCCACCGCCGUUGAAGUUGAAAAAGAUUCUCGAUAUGGCCCCGAUAACGAUCACCGAUCAAACGCCAAUGGAGACAGUCGUCGAUAUGUUCAGGAAGUUAGGGCUGAGGCAAACGCUCGUUACGCAUAAUGGCCGAUUACUGGGAGUUAUUACGAAGAAGGACGUAUUGAGACACGUGAAACAACUUGACAACGAAGAUCCUAAUUCUGUACUGUUUAAUUAAAAGAUUUAUAUAAAAAUAUAUAUAUAUAUAUGCAUAUACAUACGUAUGAGAGAUACACGAUGUUUUAUCAUGCGUAGUAUCGACCGAAACAGUUAGACAUACAUACCAGCAAUAUGAUUUUUAAUCUCCACUUCUGUUAGAUAAUUUCCAUUCUGAAUAUGCGCGAGCAGGAAGAUUGUACCAGCGCUUAAUACUCAAUCUUAAUUUUUAUCUACGUUCAUAGAAUCUAAUUAUUACACGAUGAUAGUAUGUAAAGCGUUGUCCACAUCACAUUAAACACACGUUAUACACGAAUUUUUAUCCAAACGGAUUUUUAUAGCUGGGUAUCGUAGAUCGAAGAACAUUUUAACACACGAGCGAGCGUGUUACAUGCGUAGGACGGUGCGUAAGCGCGUAUCAUGCGUACAUCUGAUAGUCGACGAUUCGUAAGAAAUUAAGCAUUGAAAGUAACAGAAAUUUUAUUUCGUCUGUAACGUUACGUUGUAAUCAGGAUCUAGUUUCGUCGUACAACUGUACAACAAAAAAAUUGCCGGAGUGACUUAAGUUCAAGUGAAACAGUGAGAAGAGGAAAGCAUUUUGAAAUUCAAGUAAAGAUCGAUGUGAAAUGUAAAACUUUAAGAAGUUCCAUCCUAUACGCAGCACGUAUCAAAUGUUUGCGUCUACGAUCCACGACCGCGAGUGUCCAAUCCCAAUAUACAUAUGUACAUAUAUAUAUGGUCUAUAUGCAAACGUAUUACGCGAUGCGUCGACGUGUGUAAACGUGCAUACCUGCGCGUUCGCGGUAUGUGAAAAAAAAAAAAACAAGAAAUUAAUCCAAAAUAUUAACAUGUAAAUAUUAUUUACAGUAAACUCGUGAAGCGAAGUA